AGUAUGCAAGUACGUCACCGCCCGCAAUCGGCGAAAUCAAAACACAACAAUCCCUGCGACCGCCUGGACCUGGCCUGGACUUGAUUUGGUUUCGCUGCCAGUAAAAAGAUUUUAAUUUCGAGGGAAAUGAGUGCUGAAAAUGGAAUCAAUGUUCAGGAAAUUUUUGCAAGGAUCAUUGACGAACAAAGAGCAGAAAAGAAAACCACUGACAACUCUGAAGAUGAUACUGUCUACGCGACUGCUGCAAUCGAAGCACUAGUUGAAGUCAUCGAAAAGAGCCGUGUAACAACUCUUAGGGAAGUCCUGGAGCUGUUGCGUCGAUCAGCAACAGAAAUUUUCUUUGCUGACAGUUGCUACGCGAAGAAAAAUUCCCCAGAGAAGAAAUAUGGUCCUGCAAGUCUGAGUCCACUCUCUGUAAUUUCGGCUUGUGAGUUGUUUGGCCUCUUUAUCACCCUAUCAAAGGGUGCCUUGGAAAAUCCCGACAUGGACAAGUGUUUGGAAAUCAUCAGAGAACGAGCCCGACACUUCCUCAAAUCUUUGAAAGACGGCAGGGACAGACUUCCGCAGUUCUUCCUUCCAACAUUGCGGAACGGAGGGACCUAUAUGACAUACUCGCUAUCAAGUACGGUGAUCAGGACCCUGAGCCAGGCAGCAGAAAAAGACUUAUUCAUUACGAUUUACGUUGCUGCUGGUGCACCGCACAACAAAGGGGAGCUGAUGGCGAAACAGUUACGACAACUUUCUGCAAAGCAUCGGAACUUCAUCACUGUGCACGUGAUCCCGGACAAAGCGGUCCCUAUUGAAAUGGAGAAGGUGGAUGGAGUGAUUGUAGGCGCCGAGAGUGUGACUUCGAACGGAGGCAUCCUCAACCACGCAGGCACCUUCAACCUCGGCCUCGCAGCAGCCCAUUUCAAGAAGCCAGUCUUUGUGCUGGCAGAGAGCUACAAGUUCAUGCAAAUGUACCCCAUAGACCAAUCGGAUGUCCCAGGAGAAUUGGAGCGUUAUAUUUCCAACCGAACUGGAACUGAAAUCCGAGUUGAACCUUACACCUUGGACUAUACCCCUCCAGAGUACAUUUCAAUGAUCUACACAGACGCCGGUGCCUUCACGACUGCCGCCGUUAGCGAACGACUGCUUGAGCUAUACAUUUAAAAGGAGUCGCACGACCUCUUCCCUAGGCAGUACUCCGUGGAACCAAUCCUGUUCUCCUAAGCCUCUAGCGCCAGGAACGCCCUGAAAAUGGAAUAAUAAGUACACCGCUCGCAUAAUUGUAACCAGGGUUAAUCAAAAGUGCAACGUAAAAACAAAAUCGUACUUCUGCCUUAA
Messenger RNA from Cloeon dipterum, 1326 nucleotides. It is a transcript of the gene eIF2Balpha, whose product is annotated as eukaryotic translation initiation factor 2B subunit alpha. The transcript has 8 exons. Gene Ontology annotation, biological process: translational initiation. Gene Ontology annotation, cellular component: eukaryotic translation initiation factor 2B complex. Lineage: Eukaryota; Metazoa; Arthropoda; Insecta; Ephemeroptera; Baetidae. The record is from RefSeq and is a predicted model, not a curated record. The coding region runs from base 127 to 1152 and encodes 341 amino acids. Gene Ontology annotation, molecular function: guanyl-nucleotide exchange factor activity; translation initiation factor activity.